GGCGCCCGCCGGACGAGCGACUUCGGAGCGCGCUUGGUGGCCGCUGUUUCUCCGGCCCGCCCGGUUAGCCGUCUGGCGGCGCGCUGAGGAAGGGGGCGCUCGCCAGCACCUACCCCCCGCCUAACAUCUUCCCCGGGCCCGGGAAGAAUGUGCCACCAGCUGUUCUCCGCCCGGGAGCGCCGAGCCCGGGACUGAGGAACUUGGGGGCCGAGGAGACAAAGGCUGCUGGGGGGAGGGUGGGGGUGUUCGGAGACCUGGGGUUCGGGUGCACGGAAGGCGGGCGCGCGAUGGCCGCGGGGACGCCCCGCGCGCGCGAGCUCCUCGGUGCGGCGCCGUGACUCGCCGGGUUCCCGGGCCCCGCCGCGCUGACGUCCGCCGGCCGCGCUCGGCGGGCCGGGGAGCCAGGGCUCCGGAACAAUGGACAACUUCUUCCCCGAGGGAACGCGCGUCUGGCUGAGAGAAAAUGGCCAGCAUUUUCCAAGCACUGUAAAUUCCUGCGCAGAGGGUGUCGUUGUCUUCGGGACAGACUAUGGUCAGGUGUUCACGUACAAACAGAGCACAAUUACUCACCAGAAGGUGACCUCUAUGCACCCCAUGCAUGAGGAGGGCGUGGAUGACAUGGCUUCCCUGACAGAGCUCCACAGCGGGUCCAUCAUGUACAACCUAUUCCAGCGGUAUAAGAGAAAUCAGAUAUAUACCUACAUCGGCUCCAUCAUCGCCUCGGUGAACCCCUACCGGCCCAUCGCCGGCCUGUACGAGCGCGCCGCCAUGGAGCGCUACAGCCGGCGCCACCUGGGCGAGCUGCCGCCGCACAUCUUCGCCAUCGCCAACGAGUGCUACCGCUGCCUGUGGAGGCGCCACGACAACCAGUGCGUGCUCAUCAGUGGUGAGAGUGGAGCUGGUAAAACGGAAAGCACCAAGUUGAUCCUCAAGUUCCUCUCAGUCAUCAGCCAACAGUCUUUGGACUUGUCCUUAAAGGAGAAGACAUCCUGCGUUGAACAGGCUAUUCUUGAAAGCAGUCCCAUCAUGGAAGCUUUUGGCAAUGCGAAGACCGUGUACAACAACAAUUCCAGUCGCUUUGGGAAGUUUGUUCAGCUGAACAUCUGUGAGAAGGGCAAUAUUCAGGGCGGAAGGAUCGUAGAUUAUUUAUUAGAAAAAAAUCGAGUAGUGAGACAAAAUCCUGGGGAAAGAAAUUAUCACAUAUUCUAUGCGCUGCUGGCAGGGCUGGAACAUGGAGAGAAAGAAGAGUUUUAUUUAUCUGUGCCUGAAAACUACCAUUACUUGAAUCAAUCUGGAUGUACAGAAGACAAGACCAUCAAUGACAAGACAUCCUUUAAAGAAGUUAUUAUGGCAAUGGAAGUAAUGCAGUUCAGCAAAGAGGAAGUUCGGGAAAUUCUGAGGUUGCUUGCUGGAAUUCUGCAUCUGGGCAACAUAGAGUUCAUCACUGCUGGUGGGGCGCAGGUUUCCUUCAAAACAGCUUUGGGCAGGUCUGCAGAGUUACUUGGGCUGGACCCAACACAGCUCACGGAUGCUCUGACCCAGAGAUCGAUGUUCCUCAGGGGAGAAGAGAUCCUCACGCCUCUCAAUGUCCAGCAGGCAGUAGACAGCAGAGACUCGUUGGCCAUGGCCCUUUAUUCACGCUGCUUCGAGUGGGUGAUCAAGAAGAUUAACAGCAGGAUCAAGGGCAAAGAUGACUUCAAAUCUAUUGGCAUCCUUGAUAUCUUCGGGUUUGAAAACUUCGAGGUGAACCACUUUGAGCAGUUCAAUAUCAACUAUGCAAAUGAAAAACUUCAGGAAUACUUCAACAAGCACAUUUUUUCUUUAGAACAACUAGAAUAUAGCAGAGAAGGACUGGUGUGGGAAGAUAUUGAUUGGCUGGACAAUGGAGAAUGCCUUGACUUGAUUGAGAAGAAACUUGGCCUCCUCGCCCUUAUCAAUGAAGAAAGCCACUUUCCUCAAGCCACGGACAGCACCUUGUUGGAGAAGUUACACAAUCAACAUGCGAAUAACCACUUCUAUGUGAAGCCCAGAGUUGCAGUGAACAACUUUGGAGUGAAGCACUAUGCUGGAGAGGUGCAGUAUGAUGUCCGAGGCAUUCUGGAAAAGAACAGAGACACCUUCAGGGAUGACCUUCUCAACCUGCUAAGAGAAAGCCGGUUCGACUUCAUCUAUGACCUCUUUGAGCAUGUCUCCAGCCGCAACAACCAGGACACCUUGAAAUGCGGAAGCAAACACCGGCGGCCCACGGUCAGCUCGCAGUUCAAGGACUCCCUGCAUUCCUUAAUGGCAACGCUAAGCGCCUCUAAUCCUUUCUUUGUUCGCUGUAUCAAGCCCAACACACAGAAGAUGCCGGACCAGUUUGACCAGGCUGUUGUGCUAAACCAGCUGAGGUACUCGGGCAUGCUGGAGACAGUGAGGAUCCGCAAAGCCGGCUAUGCGGUGCGAAGGCCCUUCCAGGAUUUUUACAAAAGGUAUAAAGUGCUCAUGAGGAACGUGGCCCUGCCCGAGGAUAUCCGUGGAAAGUGCACGGUACUCCUGCAGCUCUACGACGCUUCCAGCAGCGAGUGGCAGCUGGGGAAGACCAAGGUCUUCCUUCGGGAGUCCUUGGAGCAAAAGCUGGAGAAACGGCGGGAGGAGGAAGUCUAUCAGGCAGCCAUGGUGAUCCAGGCCCACAUCCUGGGCUACUUGGCAAGAAAGCAGUACAGAAGGGUCCUUUAUUGUGUGGUGACCAUACAGAAGAAUUACAGAGCCUUCCUUCUGAGGAAGAGAUUUUUACACCUGAAAAAAGCAGCCAUCGUGUUCCAGAAGCAACUCCGAGGGCAGCUUGCACGUAGAGUUUACAGACAACUGCUGGCAGAGAAACUGGAGCAAGAGGAAAGGAAGAAGCAAGAGGAAGAAGAGAAGAGAAAGCGGGAGCAAGAAGAGAGAGAAAGAGCACAAAGAGAAGCAGAGCUCCGGGCCCAGCAGGAGGCGGAGGCCCGGAAGCGGGCGGAGCGGGAGGCCCUGCGGCGGAGCGCGCGGGAACUGCAGCGGCAGCAGGAGAACCGGCAGGUGGAGGAGAUCCUGCGGCUGGAGAAGGAGAUCGAGGACCUGCAGCGCAUGAAGGAGCGGCAGGAGCUGUCGCUGACGCAGGCCUCGCUGCAGAAGCUGCAGCGGCUGCGGGACGAGGAGCUGCGGCGGCUGGAGGACGAGGCGUGCCGGGCGGCGCAGGAGUUCCUGGAGAGCCUCAACUUCCACGAGAUCGACGAGUGCGUGCGGCACAUCGAGCGCUCGCUGUCCGAGGGCGGCGGCGAGGGCGAGGGCCCGGGCCCGGGCGAGGGCGGGAAGCCCCGCUUCAACUUCAGCCAGCCGUACCCCGAGGACGGGGAGGACGGGGAGGGCCCGGCCCCCGCGGAGGAGGAGGAGGAAGAGGAGGAGGAGGAGGAGGUGGACGAGGGCUUCGAGGCCGACGACGACGCCUUCAAGGACUCGCCCAACCCCAGCGAGCACGGGCACUCGGACCAGCGCACCAGCGGCAUCCGCACGAGCGAUGACUCCUCGGAGGAGGACCCCUACAUGAACGAGCCGCGGCCCGCCGCCGCCGCCCCCGCCGCGCCCUGCGCCCCCGGCCCGCCGCCCCCGCCCGCGCCCCCGGGGCCCGCGCCGCCCGCCAGCCCGCGCGGCUCCUCCAGCGGCGAGUCCGCCUACUGCCUGCCCCAGAGCCCCGGGGACGCGCCCUGCCCCGACGACUACGAGGACGGGGCCGCCAGCAGCGCCGCCUUCUCCCACUCCUACGGCAGCCAGUGGUCCCCGGACUACCGGGGCUCCGUGGGCACCUACAACAGCUCGGGGGCCUACCGGUUCAGCUCCGAAGGGGCGCAGUCCUCGUUUGAAGACAGCGAAGAGGACCUGGACUCCAGGUUUGACACGGACGACGAGCUCUGUUACAGGCGAGACUCGGUGUACAGCUGCGUCACCCUGCCUUACUUCCACAGCUUCCUGUACAUGAAAGGUGGCCUGAUGAACUCCUGGAAGCGCCGCUGGUGUGUCCUCAAGGACGAGACCUUCCUGUGGUUCCGCUCCAAGCAGGAGGCCCUCAAGCAAGGCUGGCUCCACAAGAAAGGGGGAGGCUCCUCCACCCUGUCCCGGAGAAACUGGAAGAAGCGCUGGUUCGUCCUCCGCCAGUCCAAGCUGAUGUACUUUGAAAACGACAGUGAGGAGAAGCUCAAGGGCACCCUAGAAGUCCGGACGGCCAAAGAGAUCAUCGACAACACCAGCAAAGAGAACGGGAUUGAUAUCAUUAUGGCCGACAGGACCUUCCACCUGAUCGCUGAGUCCCCAGAGGAUGCAAGCCAGUGGUUCAGCGUCCUGAGUCAGGUCCACGCGUCCACCGACCAGGAGAUACGGGAGAUGCACGAUGAGCAGGCGAACCCACAAAAUGCCGUGGGCACGUUGGACGUGGGACUGAUUGAUUCUGUGUGCGCCUCCGACAGCCCUGAUAGACCCAACUCAUUCGUGAUCAUCACAGCCAACCGCGUGCUGCACUGCAACGCCGACACGCCCGAGGAAAUGCACCACUGGAUCACACUGCUGCAGAGAUGCAAGGGCGACACGCGGGUGGAGGGCCAGGAGUUCAUCGUGAGGGGGUGGUUACACAAAGAAGCAAAGAACAGUCCAAAGAUGUCUUCACUGAAGCUGAAGAAGCGCUGGUUCGUCCUGACGCACAACUCCCUGGAUUACUACAAGAGCUCGGAGAAGAACGCGCUGAAGUUGGGGACCCUGGUCCUCAACAGCCUGUGCUCGGUCGUGCCUCCGGACGAGAAGAUAUUCAAAGAGACAGGCUACUGGAACGUCACGGUGUAUGGGCGCAAGCACUGCUACCGGCUCUACACUAAGCUGCUCAACGAAGCCACCAGGUGGGCCAGCGCCAUUCAAAACGUGACCGACACCAAGGCCCCUAUCGACACCCCCACCCAGCAGCUGAUCCAAGAUAUCAAGGAGAACUGCCUGAACUCGGACGUGGUAGAGCAGAUCUACAAGCGGAACCCCAUCCUACGAUACACACACCACCCCCUGCACUCCCCGCUCCUGCCCCUGCCCUACGGGGACAUAAAUCUCAACUUGCUCAAAGACAAAGGCUAUACCACCCUCCAGGACGAAGCCAUCAAGAUAUUCAAUUCCCUACAGCAGCUGGAGUCCAUGUCUGACCCCAUCCCCAUCAUCCAGGGCAUCCUGCAGACCGGGCACGACCUCCGGCCUCUGCGGGACGAGCUCUACUGCCAGCUCAUCAAACAGACCAACAAGGUGCCCCACCCGAGCAGCGUGGGCAACCUGUACAGCUGGCAGAUCCUGACGUGCCUCAGUUGCACCUUCCUGCCCAGCCGGGGCAUCCUCAAGUACCUCAAGUUCCACCUCAAGAGGAUUCGGGAACAGUUUCCAGGAACUGAGAUGGAAAAAUACGCCCUGUUCAUCUACGAGUCUCUUAAGAAAACCAAAUGCAGAGAGUUUGUGCCUUCUCGGGAUGAGAUCGAAGCUCUGAUCCACAGACAGGAGAUGACCUCGACGGUGUACUGUCAUGGCGGGGGCUCCUGCAAGAUCACCAUCAACUCCCACACCACCGCGGGGGAGGUAGUGGAAAAGUUGAUCCGGGGCCUGGCCAUGGAAGACAGCAGGAACAUGUUCGCCUUGUUUGAGUACAACGGCCACGUGGACAAGGCCAUUGAAAGCCGCACCAUCGUAGCGGACGUGUUAGCCAAGUUUGAGAAGUUGGCUGCUACGUCCGAAGCGGGGGACUUGCCGUGGAAAUUCUACUUCAAACUCUACUGUUUCCUGGACACCGACAACGUGCCGAAAGACAGCGUGGAGUUCGCCUUCAUGUUUGAGCAGGCCCACGAAGCUGUGAUCCACGGCCACCACCCGGCCCCCGAAGAAAACCUGCAGGUCCUGGCCGCCCUGCGGCUCCAGUACCUGCUGGGCGACCACUCGCCGCAGGCCGCCCUCCCGCCGCUCGAGGAGAUCUACUCCCUGCAGAGGAUCAAGUCCCGCAUCAGCCAGUCCACCAAAAGCUUCACCCCGAGCGAGAGGCUGGAGAAGAGGCGGACCAGCUUCCUGGAGGGGACGCUGAGGCGCAGCUUCCGCACCGGCACCGCGCUGCGCCAGAAGGCGGAGGAGGAGCACAUGCUGGACAUGUGGGUGAAGGAGGAGCUGUGCUCGGCCCGCGCCAGCAUCGUCGACAAGUGGAGGAAGCUCCAGGGCACGAACCAGCAGCAGGCCAUGGCCAAGUACAUGGCCCUGAUCAAGGAGUGGCCCGGCUACGGGUCAGCGCUGUUCGACGUGGAGUGCAAGGAGGGCGGCUUCCCCCAGGAGCUGUGGCUGGGCGUCAGCGCCGACGCCGUCUCGGUGUACAAGCGCGGGGAAGGAAGGCCGUUGGAAGUCUUUCAGUACGAACACAUUCUCUCCUUCGGGGCACCGCUGGCCAACACGUACAAGAUCGUGGUGGAUGAGCGGGAGCUGCUCUUUGAAACCACUGAGGUGGUGGACGUGGCCAAGCUCAUGAAAGCCUACAUCAGCAUGAUCGUGAAGAAGCGCUACAGCACCACCCGCUCCGUGAGCAGCCAGGGCAGCUCCAGGUGAAGGCCGCCGAGCGAGCCCCUGUGAUCCGCGUCGGACUGCGCCUGCGCCGGCCUGGGGGCGCCCUGACCCCCGCCCGCCACCCGCCGGAGGCCGAGCCGCCCGGGCGUCCCGGAAGCCCUGUGUGGGAGGGGAGGAGCCUCGGGGGACAGGGUCCUCCGCCCUGUCAACGCUCACGCAUUAAGCUGUCACCCUUCACAGUCUGCACAGUUUCCAAAGCUUUACUAUUAGAUGACACAUGCCUUAAUAAAGAAAGCGGGGGAGCAGAGCCACGCUGCCACCAAAGCAGCCGCAAGUGCCUUAGCCGGUGGAAGGCGCGGCCCGCGUGGCCGGGCCGCACGGGUGCUACUGACCGGAGGCCCCGCCCCUUCCGGGGAGACGUGCGUGCGUGCGUGCGUGCGGAGCGUGGAAGCACCCAAGAUGCACUAGCCUCCCAGCCUGACUUGCCCGAGGGGGCGGGGGGGGGGGAAGAAACAGGUGGUUGAAGAUGGGGCGCUGCUGGCAGCCUUCCUCGUGAGCGGGCGCGCGUUCACGUUUCGCUUCGGUUCGUCUCCGUGUCUGCUUGCCCGCGCAUGCGCGCACGCACGCACGCGCUCACAAACCCCACACUUUAGUCCUUGCUUCGCGCGCGUUCCACACGCAGGGAAAAGGAUGUGCAAUGGUGUAAACGGUCUGUCUGUCUUCAUAGCUGGAGUCUUCCGCGGCCCCUUUGGUAGUCUGCGAGCUAGGGGUCAUUAACCGGCAGGACCCUGCGUUUCCCCGUCUUGGCUGUGUUCUGGAGGAACGUGUUUUGCCUCGGUUUUGUUGUUCAUGUAGCAAAGUCUGCAAUCUGUAUCUGCUGAAACUCCGACAGAUCUGCAGCUUCCCGGAGAACUGUAUUUAUAAACCACUCUUUUAAACUGCUGGCUCCAGUGCGAUUUUUUUAGAACAGUACAAAGUCAUUUUUUUGGAGUCUUGUGUGUGUAAACUUGUUAAGUUAAAAAAAAAUGUUUGUUGUUUCUGUUUUGUUUUUCUUUGCAAGUUAGCUCCUGUCAAUCUGGAUAGGUUGCAGAUAAAAAAAAAACAAACAAAAAACUCUGUUGACCAUGGGCAAGCCAUUGCAUUCCUAGGGAGGGGACAGUGAAGGCGAUCUGUCACGCAUCCCGCCAUUGAAUGCGGAGUGAGUGCAGCUUCCACCAGACACCCGGGGACGCGUCCCAAGUUUAUCAUGGUGGCUGAGACAAGGCACAGGGAGUAUACUAUCAGCAUUUUUCACCAGAAGAAAAAUAAUCUGGACUUUUAUUUUUAUAUGGAAAAAUUAUGAAGACUUAGGCCAACUAAGUCUCCUCACAAACAACAAUGCAAUUUGCCUUAUCCCUUGUGGACAGCUGUGUGAACGUACUGUUUGUUGGCUCACUGAAUUCAGACAAUAAAUGAUAUUAGCUAA
Messenger RNA from Perognathus longimembris pacificus (Pacific pocket mouse), 8035 nucleotides. It is a transcript of the gene Myo10, whose product is annotated as myosin X. The transcript has 41 exons. The coding region runs from base 418 to 6612 and encodes 2064 amino acids. Lineage: Eukaryota; Metazoa; Chordata; Mammalia; Rodentia; Heteromyidae. Gene Ontology annotation, molecular function: protein binding; cytoskeletal motor activity; ATP binding. The record is from RefSeq and is a predicted model, not a curated record. Gene Ontology annotation, biological process: signal transduction. Gene Ontology annotation, cellular component: cytoskeleton; myosin complex.